GCUCGUCGUAAAUAAUAUUAUGUACACCGAUGCUUCGGACGCAACCUAAUUUAGGUGAUUUUAGCUAACGUUGGCUAACAGUUCGGCGAAUACAAUGACAACCUGUUGUCUGAUCCAUCUGAUCCGAACCUGUCAUCUAGCUAGUUACCUUAGUUAGUUUAUUAAAAACUGAGAUAACUAGCUACCAGUUUGCUAACGUCAGGGUAGACUGCUUGCUAAAGCGCUACUAAACUCGCCGAAUAUUUGUAGCUUUACCUUAACUGAAUGGUAACUUUUGUCUGAAGUUAACGUUAGCUGCAUUACCGCUAAUGCUAUCUAACGCUAGCACAAUGCCAUUGUUUAAAUGUUCGCCAGUCUUCUCCCGUUACGUCAGCUAGCCGUUUCUUUCACAUUAAUAUGAUCUGGUCUUAUACAUGGGUUUCUCGCCAACGUCAUCACUCAUCUUGAAGGUGGUCUAUGUCCGGGGUUGGUUAAACAAAGGCUGGAAGAUGCUGGGGUAUAUCUGGCAGUAUGUCUACACGUCCUUCCUGAGAUACUGGCUGAAGUGGUUCAUCAGACAGGCAACAGGGACAUGUGAGCUGCAGAGAAUAUGCUCCAACUAUAAGCCUGGGGCAACAAGGACAACAAAAGCAGAAUAUUCUCUCCGGUCAUCAAAGAACAAGGUUUUAAGAGAAGCUUUGGGAACCAACAAGGGUAAAUUAGAGCAAUGUGUGGAUCAAAUUAUGAAAGAGAAGAACGUCAAACCCCAGAAAGAUCCACUGUUCAAGGAGAGCCUACACAUCUGUCUGUUACAGAUAACUGGAAACAGCAGCCUGUAUAUAUCUGUGGAAGACUUGAGAAAGGAAGUCUUCAACUCUGAGAACCAAGAACACGAGGCCAUGCUGUUAAAGCUGUGGGACCUGUUGAUGCCAACAGUCAAACUGGAGUCGAGGAUAACCAAACAGUGGGGAGACAUUGGAUUCCAAGGAGAUGACCCCAAGACUGACUUCAGAGGAAUGGGCAUGCUGGGCCUAAUCAACCUCGUUUUUUUCAGUGAAAACUACACAGAGGAGGCCCGCCAGGUGUUGUCUCAUGCAAACCAUCCUAAACUAGGAUAUUCAUAUGCGAUCGUUGGGAUCAACUUGACAGAGAUGGCAUACAGCCUACUGAAGAGUGGUGCUUUGAAACCCCAUUUCUACAAUACAGUACUGGGCACACCUGAGCUCCGGCAUUUUCAUCAGCUAUACUGUUAUCUGGCGUAUGAAUUUGAUAGAUUCUGGGUGGCAGAAGAGCCGGAAAGCAUCAUGCAGUUCAAUCAGUACAGAGAAAAAUUCCAUAACAUAGUGAAGACACACCUACAGGACCCCGAUGUAACGCUGACUGUCCGUUCUAAAAACUAAUAUUAAUCAGAAACAUUCCCUCACCCCUCCGUGGCCCCUGAAGUUGUUUGAUCUGGUAAGCUGGUCGUUGCUCAAAAAUUUGAAAUAAUAAAUCCUCCUAUAUUUGGUUUCGUGAUUCUUUAGUCACACUCUGUUCAUCUGGUUUCAGUGGGAGUUAAGGUUUUUUUUAAAUGGAGCACAAAUCUGACACCAUAUACCUCAAAAAUGACCAUUCCAGUGUUUAAUUAACCUUUGUAAAGGGGAAAUGAGAGCUGCUGCAGAGGACUAUAGAGAUAAUGGGUGUGUUGCAGUUCAAAGACAGUUAUUGAAAAAUGGUGAUUAACUGCCAUAUUUGUAGCUGUCUUGUUUGUAUUUAUGUAACCAAGACUUGUGUGUUCUCACUUCUCCUGCUCAGGACUUGAUUUUUAUGUCCAAAGACAAUAGCUAAAUUUGUGCAUGGUUUAAUGUGUCCCUGUUGAUGCCAUCUGUAUUCUGUAAUAUAGGUGACGUGGAACUCAACAUGAUUAUUUGCCUCCAUUCUCAUAACUUUGUAUGUCUGAAGACUGCCUUUUUAGUACUGGUUGUUUUUAUGCUGUGGAUUGCUUUUGAGGAAGGUAUGUAAUGAUUAACACAUCUGACUAAAAGUUAAUAAAUACACAUUUUAAUGUUUAAA
Messenger RNA from Perca flavescens (yellow perch), 2031 nucleotides. It is a transcript of the gene elmod2, whose product is annotated as ELMO/CED-12 domain containing 2. Gene Ontology annotation, molecular function: GTPase activator activity. NCBI's taxonomy places the organism in Eukaryota, Metazoa, Chordata, Actinopteri, Perciformes, Percidae. The transcript has 9 exons. Gene Ontology annotation, cellular component: membrane. The record is from RefSeq and is a predicted model, not a curated record. Bases 414 to 1379 code for a protein of 321 amino acids.